Gekko japonicus is the source of this 2458-nucleotide messenger RNA. RefSeq names its product ephrin type-B receptor 5-like. The coding region runs from base 1 to 1374 and encodes 457 amino acids. The record is from RefSeq and is a predicted model, not a curated record. Lineage: Eukaryota; Metazoa; Chordata; Lepidosauria; Squamata; Gekkonidae. Gene Ontology annotation, molecular function: ATP binding; protein binding; transmembrane-ephrin receptor activity. The transcript is spliced from 10 exons. Gene Ontology annotation, cellular component: neuron projection. Gene Ontology annotation, biological process: protein phosphorylation; central nervous system projection neuron axonogenesis; axon guidance.
AUGUCACUUCCGGGUGACGUCAUCGCACCGGGGAAGUCGCUGGCCGACGUCCCUGUUUGGCCGUCAGAAGAUGAGGACAACUCUUUCACAAUAACCAGUGAAACAAAUAUGGCCACCAUCUCCAGUCUGAGCCCGGGAAAGAUAUAUGCCUUCCAAGUGCGAGCCCGGACAGCAGUGGGUUAUGGACCCUACAGUGGAAAGAUGUAUUUCCAGACCCUGGUGGGAAGUGAGCGCUCCGUGAUGGUGCAAGACCGACUGCCGCUGAUUGUGGGUUCAGCUCUUGGCGGUCUCGCCUUCCUGGUCAUUGCAGCGAUUGCCAUCCUUGCCAUUGUCUUCAAGAGCAAGCGGCGAGAGACUCCAUACACAGAUCGCUUGCAGCAGUACAUCAGCACCAGGGGCCUUGGGGUCAAAUACUACAUUGACCCCUCCACCUACGAAGACCCCAAUGAAGCUAUUCGGGAAUUUGCCAAGGAAAUUGACGUGUCUUUUGUCAAGAUUGAGGAGGUCAUUGGAUCAGGAGAGUUUGGAGAGGUGUGCUUUGGGCGCCUGAAGCCUCCAGGGAAACGGGAAUACACUGUGGCUAUUAAGACCCUGAAGGCAGGCUACACGGACGAGCAGCGCCGGGAAUUUUUGAGCGAGGCCAGCAUCAUGGGACAGUUCGAGCACCCCAAUGUCAUCCGCCUGGAGGGCGUGGUCACCAAGAGCCGCCCCGUCAUGAUUGUUACAGAAUUCAUGGAGAACGGGUCUCUGGAUUCCUUCCUCCGGGGUGGCAAGAUCCCGAUUCGCUGGACAGCCCCAGAAGCUAUCCAGUAUCGCAAAUUCACAUCCUCCAGUGACGUGUGGAGCUAUGGCAUUGUGAUGUGGGAGGUCAUGUCUUACGGCGAAAGACCCUAUUGGGACAUGUCAAAUCAAGAUGUUAUUAACGCUAUCGACCAGGAUUAUCGGCUGCCACCUCCCCCGGACUGCCCCACUGUCUUGCACUUGCUGAUGCUGGACUGCUGGCAGAAGGAACGGGUCCAGAGGCCCAAAUUUGAGCAGAUUGUUAACGCCUUGGACAAGAUGAUCCGCAAGCCAUCCGCCCUCAAAGCCACAGGCACAGGGAACAGCAGGCCGUCCCAGCACCUGCUGAGCAACUCACCCCCUGAUUUCCCAUCCCUGACCAAUGCCCAUGAGUGGCUGGAUGCCAUUAAAAUGGGUCGCUACAAGGAGAACUUUGACCAGGCGGGCCUGACAACCUUUGACGUCAUCUCCCGCAUGACUUUAGAAGACAUCCAGCGCAUUGGCAUCAGCCUGGUUGGUCACCAGAAGAAGAUCCUCAACAGUAUCCAGCUCAUGCGGGUUCACCUCAAUCAGCUCGAGCCUGUCGAGGUCUGACGCACGGAGCAUCCUUCCAAACCUUUUAAAGGACCCGGAGAUUAAACGAACCUUUUGUUCUAAAAGGGAACCGGGGCAGUAAUUGCCCGAAAUGCCAGGCACCCAUGGGAGGGUGCACGAACUGUUACACUCUAUCACGGAACGGAGCCCUUCGAGGCUUUGUGGAUUUUUUUUUUCUUUUUUAAAAAAGAAAAAUACGUCGAAACACUACCAAACCUGCAGCAUUUAGACUUGGGUGGAAUUGUACAUUGGGGUGGGGUGGGAGUUAUUACACAGGGUAGAGCCGGAAAGAUAGCUUUGGAGAUAGAAACCUACGUGCUGCCCCUUCCAUGCCACUGUGUAGGUCCUGACCCCUUGCAGACAUGUCUGUGGAUCCGCAGGUAGGGCCGGGAGCCUCUCAAAGCGUCACCUGAGCAGCAUCCGGCCAGACUGAGUUCAGAAGAAAGCUGACAGCCUGCGCUGACAAAAGAAUCCUAGCCGGAGUUUUUCUUCCACGGUGGAAUUUGGAUGAAGGGGAGAAGUGAGUUGCCACCUUCGAUUCAGCUGGUUGUGGGAGACCUUGGAUUCCAAGCAGGGGACUUCAGGGGCUCAAAAGAACGCCAGAGUGGGAAGCAAACUGAGAUGUGGAUUAGGAAGGAAGGGGGCGCCACUUGGACUUGGUGCCUUAGGCACGGAAACAUUGGGGAUGGACACAGGUAUUUUCUUGGUCUCACCAUCAGGGCAGAGGGACGGUGGCCUCAUAGGUAUCAGGAAAGCGUACAAAUACGCUGCCGUCAGUGGCUGCCAUCAGGUCAGGUCAGUUGAGUUCGGAAUGUGGUUUGGAAGGAGAUUUCAUGGAUCUUGAACCCAAAUCCCUGUGGGCGGGCAAGAGGGAUGGAAAGCGUCUCAUGGUGAAUGACCACCAAGUCUGUUUUGAAAGCACCAGGAUUACUUCUUUUGCAGUUUCCGACUGGCAAUUCAGACCACAGGAAAUGAAAUAAAACAUUUGAUGGAGAAAUCGGAGCGUGCACAAGGCUUUCUUAGAAAAUCACACAGAUCUCCGGGGUGUGUGUGUGUGACAUGAAUAGUGAGCUUCUGAAAGCUA